This is a messenger RNA of Cadophora gregata, 4048 nucleotides long. RefSeq lists its product as uncharacterized. NCBI's taxonomy places the organism in Eukaryota, Fungi, Ascomycota, Leotiomycetes, Helotiales, Ploettnerulaceae. Bases 1114 to 2751 code for a protein of 545 amino acids. The record is from RefSeq and is a predicted model, not a curated record. The transcript is spliced from 4 exons. Gene Ontology annotation, cellular component: cytoplasm.
GUCUUGACAAGUCAAAGAUGCUCCCUGUCCGCAUUAAGGAGGGACAGCUUCUUUGAGCCCUGCCCUAUCCUACUCGACCUGACCUUCUUCACUUUGAAAACUGCAUUGCAUCUUGAAAUCCUUCAGAAAAAUGAAAUGAUAACCUGUACAAUACAAUACAUAUGAUUCUCCUUGAACCUCUUUUGUCUCCAGCAGCCUUCGAUCGUUAUCUCACCUAGAUACCGCCGCCCUGCCCCUCCGCACCCCUCUCUCUCUAUCCUCCUCUUCUCCGUCGGGAUCUUGACCUCCUGAACGGCGGGUCGCUUGGAUAUUAUUUCUGUACUACACCGACUCUGUCCAGCUGGGCUUAGAUUGGGAAUACGAAUAGCUUUUCCUCUCCUCUCUUACCGGCCAACCUACAACUGAGAGAAUUCCGAUUACUCUCCGCCUCCUACACUUCCAUCAUUUCGCUCAGGUCGGGGCAUCAUCGAGUCAACAAGUCGCUGCAGUUCUAGGUUAGAGUCUAGUUAUCCAGCUCUCCCCUAGACGCCUCAUCUGAGACCCCACACGCCUAGAGAAACAGCCAGGCCAUAUUCUCUCUCAAGACCGCUCAUCUCACGCCUACUUGGUCCAUCACAAGACCAGAACGGAUAGGCUCCUGAAUAUCAUCUCUCCCCCCUGAGCCUCACCGACAGCCGGCCCAUCACCCUCUCUCGGAUCUCCACAUCAGACCAACAUCAAGAGCAACUUUCCGCCGGUCUUUAUUUAAACACGAGCACGGGUUCAGGGACGGAUGCACGCGUUCCUACACCAACUCCUUUAGCUCGUCUUGCCUCGGUCGCUAGCCACCUGGUAGCCACCUAGCGAAACGAAGCGGAGCGGAUCCAUACCAAAGACAAGUUCCAUUUCGCGCGCGUGCUCUGGUUUGUCCAGACAAAGCAAACAGAACAUCAACUUCGAACUGCAUCCAUUCCUCCUCCUGCACGAAACAUCCUCAAAACCCAAAAGCAAUCAGUUCGACCUAUCUUCUUGCGAUCGGGCCAGCAGAGUUUAUCUUCGCACAUACCCUCUCAUCGACAUCUUUCCGCCAAACAUUACGACGACUAUCCCUCCCGGGUUGAGCCAGUCGCCACAAUGUCGCUCGCCCAACCAGGCCAAGCAGAAUCGCGCAUGUCCCCAGGACUACAGCUCAAUCUGUCUUCGAACAACCCCUUUCGCAAUCGAGCAGCAUCUCCUGCUCUUUCGAACGGCCAACGUUCCCCUCUCGACGCUCCUCCACGACCGGUUUCGCGAAAUCCAUUCCUAGAUACUUCCUCCGAACAAUUACAGCCAAAUACCUAUUCGCAGAGACCCAUCGGAUCCCCUGGGAAGAUGCCUUUCGCAACAGAUUCUCAGCCAAGACCCGCAUUGACUGGCAAUGCUGCCGACCUAUUCGACAACCUCACUCUUGACGACAAGCCAGCUGCCAGUAACACUAUGCGACCGGCCCCGACGCGACCAAACGGUGAAAAGAUGCCUUCCCCUUCCUCUUCUCGCACAGAGAAUGUUCCCCCGCGAGGUACUCCAAGAGGACCACCUGGUCAUCGCCCAUCACGGUCUCAGGAGGAAGCAAUGCGUGCUCGAAGACUUGCUGGAGGAUCGUCUAUUAGCAAGCCAGCACCGUCACAACAAGAAUUAGACAUCUUUGCCGACCCAGUCGACUCCUCUACAGCCCGGAGACUUGACGGCAACAGAAGAGUACGAAGAAAUUCCGAAUCCUCAGUCGCUGAUCGUAAGCCACUUGAUCCGGAGGAGGAGAAGAAGCGACAAGAGAGAAGGAGACGCGAGCGUCGAGAGCGACGAGAGCGCGAGGGCAAGGAUCCCAAGAGAAAGCCGGACCGAAAAUUAGACAUCAUCGAUAAGCUGGAUGUUACAAGUAUUUAUGGCACUGGAUUAUUCCAUCAUGAUGGACCGUUCGAUGCGUGCAAUCCGCACCGCAAUAGACAAGGCAGCAGACGUGCGCCAAUGCAAGCCUUCCCCAAGGACUCAUUGAAUAAUGUGCUGGGAGGUGGAGGACCAAUCAACAAGAGACCGGAUCAUGCAACCUUCCUUGGCCAAGCCGAUGAGGAAGCCUUCAAGGACUAUUCAAAGGGUGGAGCGGGAAGCAUUGGAUACGAGCCUUAUGAUGCUACGGGUCCAAGACCUGCAGGAUCCCAACCAGUUGUUCAAAGUGCUACCACGCGUGUUGAGCCUAUUCAUGGCGAGGAAACCCUCGGCCUGGGAACUUCCACUUUCUUGGAAGGAGCACCUGCAUCAAGAGCGGCACUUCAACGCCGGGAGAGUGAGCAAACAUCUCCAACGGAGCCAGGAGGGUUGGGUCGCAAGAAGUCUUUGGCUCAGAAAAUCCGUGGAAUCAAUGGCAGACGUGAUUAUGGCCCUUCAGGUCGCAUUACCAGUCCUGAAGGAAUCUACUCCCCAGAGUUGCGCACCCCUGGCGGCACCAAGGUCAACGAAUCAAACCCAUUUUUCAACGAGUUCAGCAAGGGUGACGAUAACAAGAAGGAGAGUAUCACGAUUGUUGAGCCGGAGAAGACAGGAAGAGCCAGAGCACCAAGCAGUCCCCCCAGACGAGGAUUCGGCGAACGCCUCGAGCGACGUGUUACUGGUGACGGAACCGAUAUGCCACCAUCUACUGCUUCAAAGACUGGCGGUGGUUUCCUGUCUCGAGUCAAGAGUUUGAAGGGCGGUCCCCGAAAGCCAAGAGGCGAGAGAUCGACACCUCAAGAUGCUUGAGUCUACUCUUCACAUUCUUACGACCAAACAAAUAUUCCGAACAGAUGCCAUGAGCAAAAAGCGAUAGAGGUCCAUGCUCUCCUUCAAACGAUUUCAUUUCAGACUACACAUUCUGCCUCUAGAUACCUGCCCUGCUCUGUCCGCCUUGGAUAGCACGGUUAGAGACGGGGCUUGGAGCUUAUUAUCAGAAGCUUUCGUGCGUGGAGGGUUUGGUAGGGCAUGUUCUGCAUCAGACAAGACCACUGUUUGGUUUUCACGACCAGUGGCACUUAUUGAGUAAACACAAGCGGAAGGCGUUACUCCCAGGUGUUCCUUUGCAUGCAGACAGAUAAGGAGGCGCAAAGACGGAUAUGGUCUGCUUUUAUUGUUGGCGCUCUCUAACCAUGCCUUGAGGGAGGGAGUCGAAUAAGAAUUUUGAGAGAAGAAGUCAAGAUACCAAGGGAAGGAGGCGGAGGAUGAAGUAUGGAGCCAAGUUUCUUGAGAAGAGCUCAGCUCCUGUGGGAUAUGGAGGCAAAUUGAUUGCAUGAAUGAAAUAACGAUGUGUUCUUCCUCUCACUGACUUUGCCAUUGACUGUUGUAACUUCAUUAUCUUAUAUCAAUUUAUGAGCGGAGUGAAGAAACUGUCCCCGAAACUGUCAAUUGUAGCUCCAUAUCUUGACUAUAUAUGAAAAGUACACAGAGGGUCUAGAACAGAGACCAUGGCAUUCAACCCUGCUUGUCUUUCAUGUCAGCAGCCGAAGGAGCCAGCCAUCUUGCCCAGAGUAAAGCCGCGAACCCAUCCCGAUCCUAUGCAAUCAAUCCCAAGCGAGCAAGCGAAUCUAUCUGGUUUGAUCUACCCUUUAUCCCCCCUUUUUAUCCUCCACUUCUUUCCCUUACCUCUUUGAACUUUUUUUGUUGCACGCCGUAAAAGGCCAGAACCAUCCAGAGGCUCGCUCCCCCUGCUCCGGGGUCCCAAGGUCAUAAUAUCAUGUUACAUCUCAACGGUCUAGAUCCAGACGUUUGGGACGCCCGCAGGCGGACCCCCUUCCCCUUCCUCGGCUCGAACCGCAGAGGUGCUUGGUUUACUGUAGGUACCUGGCGGCUAGAGUCUGUGGCUGUGGCUGUGGCACAGUGGAGGUAAAUUUCGCUUUCAACGGUUUUCUGUUGCAUGUCGGAGGGAUUCUAGAGCCGCCUCUUUUUUGUUGAUGUGGAUUUGGAAACCCUGUUUGAAGAGCGUUGGAGGAGAUGUGUUGCAUGUCGCUGUGUUUGGGCUGGAAGGGUCUGCGAUGCGGGUGGAGGGGUGAGUUGUGGAGGCGAG